Rubroshorea leprosula is the source of this 607-nucleotide messenger RNA. NCBI's taxonomy places the organism in Eukaryota, Viridiplantae, Streptophyta, Magnoliopsida, Malvales, Dipterocarpaceae. The record is from the annotation of a GenBank genome assembly.
AAUUUAAAUUGAAAAAAACAAAAAAAAGGAGGAAAAAUCAAAACUAAAUUGACAUCGAGCAAGACGUUUGCGACCCCAGUUGACAAGAAAAGUUAGGGACUCAAGAUAAAGUUGGUUAUCCAAGAUAUCAAUUAUUGUUCAGCACAAGAAAUGUUAGCAGGGGCUAUGUCUGCCGUGCAUUUGGAGUUGCGUGGUGGCAUAGACGGACUCACUCAUGGUCGUCUGAUUCAUCAACGAUGGCAGAGAACCAGGCAAUCAAUCCGCUGCUCUCCUGUUGGAUAUCAAGAUUUUGAUGGAGUUCGAAUUGUGCUAGUUGCAACAUGCUUUGUGUGUGAAGGCAAUAAUGUUGCGGUGCGGCUUGACCUCUUGGGUUCUCUUGGUCAUUCUUCCCCGCCGGGCCCACGUACCAAUAUCUUAGAUUCUCCACCUUAUGGUCUUCACCACAUCCUCAUUAAGGACUUGUUAGGGGCUAGCUUUCUCUGAGUUUAGCUUUGCAGUUUAAGCUUUCUGUGGAUGAUUAUUGUUAAAAAUAAAUAAAUAAAUAACCAAUGACAUAAGUAGUUCAGUGAUCAUCUUUUUUUACUAAAAAUAAGAUAUUUUGAAUUCG